AUGGAAGACAUGGACGAUGUGGUUGCACCUGCAUCCACAGAACGACCGACACGGUGGGGGCCUCUUCACCCUGCAGUGGGCGCAGCGGCCAUUACUCCGCCGACGACUGGUGCGCGUGCAACCCCGACUCCGGCAGCGCGACGACCGCUGACUCCUGCCGCAUCCGGCACUCGUGCCACGCGAUGGGGGCCACGUCACGGCGCGAUCGGGGCUGCGGCGGUUGCCCACCGUGUCACUGGUGAGCCGACUGUUCCCGCGCCCGCUGUUAGGCCCCCACUGCCAGCAUCUCCACGACAUGCGAUGACGCGUUGGGGCCCGCGUGUUGUGGUGACGGUGCUUACAACAGGGCGCCUCACCUGCUUACGCAGAACAUCAUCCAUCGCUGACCGUGCACCUGCUGCAGCGGCUGCUCCAGUCCCCACCGACCCACCGCCCUCGCCAGCCCCAAGCCCUGCCAGUCCGUGUCCGUCCAUUGAUGUGGCUGCAGGUGCAGCGGAGUCCGAGCCAUGGCUUCGGCGGUUCGACGGUACGUGCCGGCAGAACCCUGGACCCGGGGGGCGCUGGUGCGGCUCUCUUCGACUCGAGCGGCACCGUGGUGUGGACUUGAUCGCACUUACUCCCGCCAGCACUGGGACGAACAACACUGCUGAAUACACCACUCUGCUAUUGGGGGUGCAGAGUGCCGUCCACCAUGGUGCCACGCGACUGCUCGUCAAAGGCGACAGCAACCUAGAGUUGGCUCAGGUGCGCGGCUCUUUUGGCUGCACCAACCGACGACUCCGGCGACUGAGAGGUCAAGUGCGGACGACGCUGGGGUGUCUUGAAUGGAAUCAGCUUCGGCAUAUCGACAGGCAAGCCAACGCCCAUGCCGACCGCCUCGCUAACCGUGCGCUUGACGUCCGACGCACCGCCGUGGAGUGUGGUCCUCACUCCGGCGACAUAAGUAGCUGCUUUACGCCUGCUCCCGUCCCUUCAGUUGCCCCGGCACCGAUUCUGCCAGCAGCUACCGCCGGUGACUCUGCUGUCGCUGUCGUGCUGGCUGAUCCGGCCAGUCUUGCCAUCGAGGCCGAGAUUGCUGCUCGUGAUGGAGAGCACGACUCAGCUGCUAGUGUCGUGCAACGGUUUGCGGAAGUCUUGGUGAGCAAGACUUUGGAUGCGGAUAGCUGGGUCACAAGUGAAGGCUACAUUUCUGCCAUCCCUGACCGCCUCCGUGAAGUACUUCUGCCGUACUCAAUCGCACCGGUUGGAAGUACAGACCCACAGUUGCCUCCGACUCGCCCGCCCCGCCGUCGACCUCCCCGCGUGACCCGCACGCAGCGUGAGCACCGAUUUGAUGAGGCGCUUGACGACAUGCAAGCGACCCAGCAGGCGACGACAAGUAACCGGCAAGCGGUCCGAAAGGCGCGGCGCCGGGUUGGACGGGUCCGUGCUUCGAUAGCGCAGCUUGACUUGCGUCGGGAUUUCGCCAAGGACGAAGCCAAGUGUGUGGCCAUGAUUUUGGACGGUGCCUCGGCGAAGACCGCGGGUGUCGAGCACCCAAACACCUGCCCCAUUGACAGGGAGGAGCUCUACCGCCACUUUGUGGGCACCAGCACGGCCCCAGCUCCCUUCAACUAUGAUGCUGCUGAAGGACACGAGUUCCGGGCCGUGCUCAACGGCUUUUCGAUGGAUACACUGGGUGGUGAUUGUUUCGAUGGAGAUAUUUCGAUGGAUGAAGUGGAGGACCAGCUACUGCGGGCAGCCAAGGCAUCCAGCCCCGGUCAUGAUGGGGUUGGAUAUGAUGUUUUUCGCCGGUUUGCUCCGCAGUUGGUACCCCUUCUGCACGCCGCAUACCAGUUCUGUUGGCUGCAUCGGAUGGUGACCGUGCCGUGGAAGGUGGGCGUCGUUCGCCUGAUCCACAAGAAGGGUGACCCGAUGCAGCCGACCAACUGGCGACCGAUGUGCCUACAGCCCGCUAUCUACAAACUCUACAGCGGGUUGUUAGCACGUCGUCUAUCGCGCUGGUUAGAAUUGAACAACCGGCUGCCGAUGGCACAGAAGGGGUUCCGGGCUUUCAACGGUUGCCAUGAACACAAUUUUCUGGCAACCACGAUGUUGGAUCAGUCCCGGCGGUCGCACCGCAAGUUGUACCAAGUGUGGUAUGACUUACGGAACGCCUUCGGUUCGCUGCCACAGCCACUCAUGUGGCAGGUGCUCCGCCGCAUUGGCGUUGAGCCCCGGUUCAUUAACCACUGCCAGGACAUCUAUCAUGAGUCGUCCUUUGUGGUAGUGAAUUCGCAGGACGGUGCGACUGACCCACUGGAGGAUGUCGGUGUGCCGCUGGCGGAUGGUGUCCGGCCGUGCACCACCGCCUAUGCUGAUGACAUCAAAGUUUUCAGCAAUAGCGCUGCCGGCAUCCAGAGUUUCCAUGUUGUGGUCAAGCGCUUCCUCGCAUGGACCGGCCUUGCGGUGACCAUCAAUGCCCGUGGCAACCCGGCUCGUGACGAUAGCGUGCGCUUGGAGCUAAAUGGUGAUGUCAUCGUCCCACUUACCCUUAACGAGAGUUACCGGUACUUGGGGGUGGGCGAUGGCUUCGACCAUGUGCAGCACCGCCUCCAGCUUGAACCCAAGCUAAAACAGAUCAAGCGGGAGACGGUCGCGCUGAUGCAGUCUGGACUCGCGUACGCCCUUCGCCACCUGCGCCCGCUACAGUCGCAGCUCCAAGGAUUUGACUGCGCCGUGAAGCGUGGGUGGAGGCAUCUGUUGCGCCUGCCCCAGUCCGCCACCACCGAGUUCUUCUACACGCCAACUUCUGGUGGUGGGCUGGGCCUGCAGUCGCUGUUGUUGCACUCCAAGGACUCGGCGAUUGUUGCAGUUGCGAAGACCCAGGUGUGUCAGGUAGUGCGCAAGCGCUACCGACUGAUUGAAGACCACUGGGUGGGUAGAAACGACGAGCUCAUCCGUCUAUUCCUGAACUUGGAGCUUGCGUCGUCUCCCCAUGCUACUGUCAUUCGCCGGUCCGGCGACAUUGCUUCGCUUUGGGUGGACGUACAGCGGGUGAUGUGCUUCCACCAUCUCUGCUUGGCGGACCGCGCAGAGGACGACGUCCAGGGCCAAUUCGCGCUCCGCGUGCCGCACCAUGACAAGUGGCUCGACCACAAGGAUGUGUUGCGGCACACGGCCCGGGUGCACGGUGGCUCCGGGUCCAAGUUUGUGCUGUCGGGGGCGGGUCUAUCUGAUGCCGAACAUUGGCUCGGUAUUCAAGCCCGCCUCAACCAGGUCGAUACAAACUCGGUGCUGAAGCGCCGCCGUCUUCGGGCGAACGCUCACUUCCGAGCACCGACUUGCUCGAGUGCCGAGACGCUGGCGCACGUUUUGAACCAUUGUACCCCUAACAUGGUUUCAAUCCGCCAGCGUCAUGACUACGCACUCGAGCAGAAAGUUGCCAAGAUAAGGCACGCGCUCGUCCGGAGGAAGUCAGGCGCAGAGCUGCGCAUCAACCAGACGGUACCCGAGUACACUGGUGCAGCUCUGCAUCCCUACAUUGUGGUGCGUGACGUGGCUGCCAAGAUAAUGGUGAUUGCUGACUUGGCAGUCACGUUUGAAGACCAUGCUGCUAGUGCUCGACACUCCUCGCUGCAACUCAGCCAUGACUUCAAGGUCAACAAGUACCAACCCAUCGUUGCUGAGUUGCGGCUUAAUAGAUGGCGGGUACAGACUACGGCUCUUGUCUAUGGUUCACUGGGUUCGGUGCAUCCCAGCAACCUCAAGACCUACACAGAAACGCUUGGGUUGCUCAAGAUUGAGGCUCGACAGCUGGAUCUUCAGCUGUUGAGCCAUUGUGUUAGGUCCAGUCAUCGGAUCUGGAGCUGGCACUGUCGCCAGCACGGUUAUCGACAACGCGGUGGUACUGCCUCGAGAGCAUUGCAUCGGUCUGGGGGGACCCGGCAGAGCACAUCUCAGGUUAGGGCACGGAGAUAA
Molecule: messenger RNA, 3960 nt
Organism: Peronospora matthiolae
Lineage: Eukaryota; Oomycota; Peronosporomycetes; Peronosporales; Peronosporaceae
Source: the annotation of a GenBank genome assembly